This is a messenger RNA of Anoplopoma fimbria (sablefish), 1488 nucleotides long. Its product is annotated as methyl-CpG-binding domain protein 2-like. The record is from RefSeq and is a predicted model, not a curated record. The transcript has 5 exons. The coding region runs from base 129 to 785 and encodes 218 amino acids. Lineage: Eukaryota; Metazoa; Chordata; Actinopteri; Perciformes; Anoplopomatidae.
AUAAAAAUGUCACUUUCUUCUGACUGCAUUCACAGCCACAGCCACUCGCACUGAGAAGAAAACAGAUAAUAACAUCGUUCUCCACCAAAGCAGGGCGUUUACAUCUUGUUGGCAGCAGCAGUAAAAAGAUGGCAGGCCUGUGCUGGAUGGCUGUAACGCUGGGCUUGUUGCUGUCUGUUGGAAACAGUUCGGCUGAAAAACAAGACCAGAACCAACUUGCUGGGAUCUUGCCAAAUUAUACACCGAGCUACAAUGGCAACACGGGUCAAAGCAGCAACUUGCCAUCCAAUCCGCUAUUCCUGCAUCGACGUGUCAGAAGAAAUUCCCCCUUACAAAGCAGUCAGGGUGAAGAGGACACAUCAAGUGGAGAGACGGGUGGAGGCGAAGACCAAGCACCAAGUACAGAGACAGAACCAGGCGGAGAAAUGGUUGGAGGCGAAGGCCAAGCACCAAGUACGGAGACAGGACUAGGUCUAGAAAUCUCUGGAGGCCUAGGCGGCAAACGUAGAUCACGUUGUAGAGGGCGUAAGUGCAAGGGCAGGCGUAGAGGCAAGGGCAGGCGUAGAGGCAAGGGCAGGCGUAGAGGCAAGGGCAGGCGUAGAGGCAAGGGCAGGCGUAGAGGCGGGAGCAAGCGUAGAGGUGGGGGCAAGCGUAGAGGUGGGGGCAAGCGUAGAGGUGGGGGCAGGCGUAGAGGUGGGGGCAGGCGUGAGGUGGGGGCAGGCGUGGAGGCAGGCGGGGGUAGGGACUGCAUUGAUCCGGGUAACAACAACAUGAUAAGGACCUGAGAAUCUGAGUAGCAGCCCCAAUAAAGCUUACUGAUUGUAAUCAGCACCGCAUGCUUAAUAAUAAAAUGUAUUGAUAGAUUUAAUGACUCAAAUUAUACUGAAAGGAUUCCCAGUUUCCAAACUACUCUGCAAAAGUACAGCCAGUGUGUUUCAUUUGGGCCGGAGCAAAAUGGCAGAAUAAAUCUUUAUGAUAAUAUGCUAGUUACUUAAUACAUUUUUUUUUUUUUUAUCUCAAAAAAAUAUCUACGACGACCAAUCAUCAAGCACCUCUGCGGCGAUUUAAAAACUAUAAAUUGAUUUGUUUCCCAUCUGCCCGAGCAAACCCAACUCGAAAAAGAGACACUUUAAAGUUUAAAAAACAAAAGAAUAUGUUGGGUCAAUAUACAGUUCAAACUGUUCAGUUCCCAGGUUGACAUUGUUUUAAAUAAGCACCAGCCCAUUCGCUGGUACUAUGUAGUAAUUUGAAAUAUAUAGACUGUAAAAACUGAAGUGGCUCAUUAGCAGUCGUACGUUCAAGAAUAAAUCUGAUGUGUUGCUAUUUGGUUUGUUAAAUCUGCCAAUUCUGUGUAACUGAUGGGAAAACAUUCGCUGACGGUGAACAGAUUAUUUAAAUUUUGUUUCCACAUUUAUCACUGUACUUCUGUCAAGCAUUGCCAAAUCCUCUGAUGUUAUGUUCUUUCUGAUUAAAGCUUGGCUCAGCAUU